Messenger RNA from Prinia subflava (tawny-flanked prinia), 696 nucleotides. RefSeq names its product RNA polymerase II subunit D (gene POLR2D). Gene Ontology annotation, molecular function: translation initiation factor binding; nucleotide binding. Lineage: Eukaryota; Metazoa; Chordata; Aves; Passeriformes; Cisticolidae. Gene Ontology annotation, biological process: transcription initiation at RNA polymerase II promoter. The transcript has 5 exons. The record is from RefSeq and is a predicted model, not a curated record. Bases 70 to 498 code for a protein of 142 amino acids. Gene Ontology annotation, cellular component: RNA polymerase II, core complex.
CCGUGAGGCGGGGCCGCACCGCCCGCCCCCGUGAGGCGGGGCCGCCUUUUCCGCCGCGGCCUUCCGGUGAUGGCGGCGGGCGGCAGCGACCCGCGGGCGGCAGACGUGGAGGAGGACGCCUCGCAGCUCGUCUUCCCCAAAGAAUUUGAAACUGCGGAAACUCUGCUGAACUCUGAGGUGCACAUGCUGCUCGAGCAUCGCAAGCAGCAGAAUGAGAGCGCGGAGGAUGAGCAGGAGCUGUCAGAAGUCUUCAUGAAGACCUUGAACUACACAGCGCGCUUCAGCCGCUUCAAAAACCGUGAGACCAUCGCCAGCGUGCGCAGUUUACUGCUCCAGAAGAAGCUCCAUAAGUUUGAAUUGGCGUGUUUGGCUAACUUGUGUCCUGAGACAGCUGAGGAAGCAAAAGCUCUGAUUCCUAGCCUGGAGGGCCGGUUUGAAGAUGAGGAAUUACAGCAGAUCCUCGAUGACAUCCAGACGAAACGCAGCUUCCAGUACUAAGGAACUCCUAAAGGAUGCGAAAACUUGUUCUUGGUUCUCAGAAGGUUCAGUGAUGGGCAGCAUCAAUUUCUGUGGUGUUUUUGUUUGUUUGUUUUACUGUUUGAUCAGGACGGUGAAUUUUUACAGCUUCAAUAUUUUUCUAUUAUUGUUUAGUGUAAAUUAAAAGAUAUUUUAAAUUAAAGUUGUGUGUUUUAUAAA